Molecule: messenger RNA, 1140 nt
Organism: Fulvia fulva
Lineage: Eukaryota; Fungi; Ascomycota; Dothideomycetes; Mycosphaerellales; Mycosphaerellaceae
Product: Acyl-CoA dehydrogenase family member 11
Exons: 1
Coding region: 1-1140 (379 amino acids)
Source: RefSeq, a predicted model, not a curated record
AUGGCGGGCGAAGUCAGGCAGCCGAUCAAUCAGGCGUCACUCGAGCGAUAUCUGGAGAAGAACCUACCCGAGAUCAAGCUCCCGUUAGAGCUCAAGCAGUUCGGCUUUGGGCAGAGUAACCCAACAUACCAGGUCACAGACUCUACCAAGAAGAAGUAUGUCCUGCGCAAGAAGCCACCAGGGAAGCUGCUUUCCAAGACAGCACACCGAGUGGACCGCGAAUACCAGAUCAUCCAUGCGCUCGAGGAGACCCAUGUACCAGUGCCAAAGGCAUACAUCCUCUGCGAAGAUGAUGGUGUCAUCGAAACUCCCUUCUACAUCAUGGAGUGCCUUGAGGGCCGCUUCAUCGACAACUCCGCCAUACCAGACGUGAGCGCCCACGACCGGAGAGAGAUGUGGCGCGAUGCGAUACGGAAACUCGCGAAGCUCCAUUGCGUGAAUGUGAAAGAUGUUGGACUCGAGAAGUUUGGCAAGCCGAAUGGCUUCUACAAGAGACAGCUCAGGACAUUUUCAAGUCUGGGACAAGAUCAGGGCUCUGCCAAGGAUAAAGAGACGGGCGAGGAGGUUGGACAGCUGCCACACUUCAACGAGUUCCUAGAGUUCUUUGGUCAGGAGCAGAGCCAGCCGUAUGAUCGAGGGGUUCUGUUCCAUGGAGACUACAAGAUUGACAACCUUGUUUUUCACAAAACUGAGCCGCGUGUGAUCGGGAUACUCGAUUGGGAGAUGGCUACAGUCGGGCACCCUCUAGCAGACUUGACGAACCUCACACAGCCAUGGACAAUCUCGAGAGCGACACCCUCGUGGCCACGAAAGCAUGGUGAUGAGGCAUUCCUUGACUCUUCGGAUCCAAAGUCCAAUGCGAAACAAUACCCUGGUCUGCCCACUAAGGAAGAAUGCGUCAAGUGGUACGAGGAAGAUGUUGGCUUCAAAAUUAGCGAGAAAGAUUUGGCAUGGGCAACAGCAUUUGCUCUAUUCCGAGACAGCAUCAUUUUCCAGGGCAUUGCUGCACGAUGUGCCACAAGACAGGCGAGUUCGGCGCAGGCACAAUCGUACGCGAAGGAGCGAGGACCUUUUGCAGAGAUGGCUUGGGAGAAGGUCAAAGAGGCGAAGAAUAAAUUGAGCAGUCAGUCGAAGUUGUAG